Messenger RNA from Folsomia candida, 693 nucleotides. RefSeq lists its product as uncharacterized. The coding region runs from base 262 to 603 and encodes 113 amino acids. The record is from RefSeq and is a predicted model, not a curated record. Lineage: Eukaryota; Metazoa; Arthropoda; Collembola; Entomobryomorpha; Isotomidae. The transcript has 3 exons.
CAGACUUGGUUUAACACUAACAAAGGUUACAUACAGUGGUUUAGGUUCUAGCGUCUCAGCCUCAGUCCAUAAAACCUGGUGAAUUUGCCGGUAGUGGUGGAAUCGUCAGGUAGCACAAUUUGCAGACAGUCAAGUCAGAGUUUUGCAGUAGUGAGUCCAGCACCAAAAGUUUAUCAUUCAUAUCAUUCAGUGACCGAGAACAUAAGCGUUAUUACCAAAGUUUUCAAGCAUUUUGAAAAUCAGAAGAUCAGAAUUAUAAAAAUGGAGAAAUCAUGGAAAAUCUCAACCCAAAGUGUGGCACUUGGUGUGCUUAUUUUGACAAUUGGAGCCUCGUUUGUCUCCUCCGGAGAAAUCUCCACAAAAAGUCUGCGUGGAAUAUUUCAGGAAACGAAUCUCGAAGUUUCCCGUGACCCCGCGACCUAUGAAGGGCGUCAAGGAAUCCAAAGUUUCUUGAGUUGGAGGUUGAGUUCCUUUGUCAGCACGGUCACGUCUUCAGGGAAAGCGGGUGGCGCUGAGCACAACCAGUUUUUGCAGCAAAACUUUGAAACCAAGGUGUUUCACACACCAACGAUGGAGCGGAAUAUAACCGGAACCAACUACUAGGUCGUAUUUCAUGGGUCCAAAAAUGCUUCCGAAGAUGCGCCAUUGGUAAUUCUGGCCAACUACGACACGGAUGAGUCGGAGGUGAACCCG